This is a messenger RNA of Mya arenaria, 768 nucleotides long. RefSeq lists its product as uncharacterized. The record is from RefSeq and is a predicted model, not a curated record. The transcript has a single exon. NCBI's taxonomy places the organism in Eukaryota, Metazoa, Mollusca, Bivalvia, Myida, Myidae. Bases 1 to 768 code for a protein of 255 amino acids.
AUGGCUGUGUGCGGUUCAUUACAAUUUGGCGAUGGCUGUGUGACCACUCCGUUGCUAGUUGGCAAUGGCUGUGUGACAACUCCAUUGCUAGUUGACAAUGGAUGUGUGAGAGCUCCGUUGCUAGUUGACAAUGGAUGUGUGACAACUCACUUGCUAGCUGGCAAUGGCUGUGUGACAACUCAGUUGCUAGUUGACAAUGGGUGUGUGACAACUCAGUUUCUAGUUGGCAAUGGCUGUGUGACAUCUCCAUUGCUAGUUGACAAUGGAUGUGUGAGAGCUCCGUUGCUAGUUGACAAUGGAUGUGUGACAACUCAGUUGCUAGCUGGCAAUGGUUGUGUGACAACUCAGUUGCUAGUUGGCAAUGGCUGUGUGACAACUCAGUUGCUAGUUGGCAAUGGCUGUGUGACAACUCAGUUGCUAGUUGGCAAUGGCUGUGUGACAACUCAGUUGCUAGUUGGCAAUGGCUGUGUGACAACUCCGUUGCUAGUUGGCAAUGGCUGUGUGACAACUCCAUUGCUAGUUGACAAUGGUUGUGUGACAACUCCAUUGCUAGUUGACAAUGGAUGUGUGACAACUCCAUUGCUAGUUGACAAUGGCUGUGUGACAACUCCAUUGCUAGUUGACAAUGGAUGUGUGACAACUCCAUUGCUAGUUGACAAUGGCUGUGUGACAACUCCAUUGCUAGUUGACAAUGGGUGUGUGACAACUCAGUUGCUAGUUGACAAUGGGUGUGUGACAACUCCAUUGCUAGUUGACAAUGGCUGUUAG